UUCCCUCUCAACGCUCAUCAUUUUAAAUUUUUUCCAACACCCAUACCUCUCUUUGGAUUAUUCAAAAAAAUUUUUUAAAAUGAAGCUUUUAUUGACUUUAAUUAUUUUCACUCAAACUAUUUUUUUUGCCUUUGUAAGUGGUGAUUGUGAAGAUGAUUGGACCAGUAUGGCUGAUGAGAAUGGUGUUUCUAUUGGAUUUAAACUAUUCAAGCGGGAUUAUAAGAUAAACUACUACCAUGCACAAGUUAUAUGCAAAGAAAACGGCGGUAAUGUUGCCAUAAUUCACAAUGACAUAGAAAACGGACUUGUUCAACAAAUAUCCGGACCGUCAACAACGAAUUGGAUUGGAAGCCAUAUUAUACCGAAUAGUGACAAUAAAACGGUCAAUUGUUUUGAGUCGGAUAAGUCUCGAUGUGUAUAUGGAUCUUACAACUCUACAAGCGACCUGGCUAGACAAGACGUGCCUUGGUUGCCAAUAGACCAGAUUCCAACGACUGAUGAAUUUGGAGAACCAAUUGAAUGUGUUAAACUGAUUGAUACUUCUUUUGAGGGCUUUGAUCCCACAGCCGUCCUCUGGCUCGAGGAUCCAUGCUACAACCGCAUUGACGGCGUUAUUUGCUCGAAAAGCUGUGAUAACUAA
This is a messenger RNA of Meloidogyne enterolobii, 640 nucleotides long. The record is from the annotation of a GenBank genome assembly. NCBI's taxonomy places the organism in Eukaryota, Metazoa, Nematoda, Chromadorea, Rhabditida, Meloidogynidae.